Molecule: messenger RNA, 1911 nt
Organism: Xylaria bambusicola
Lineage: Eukaryota; Fungi; Ascomycota; Sordariomycetes; Xylariales; Xylariaceae
Product: glutaminyl-tRNA synthetase-like protein
Exons: 10
Coding region: 1-1911 (636 amino acids)
Biological process (GO): translation; glutaminyl-tRNA aminoacylation
Cellular component (GO): cytoplasm; cytosol
Molecular function (GO): ATP binding; glutamine-tRNA ligase activity
Source: RefSeq, a predicted model, not a curated record
AUGGCUGAUGCUGACACUGCCGCCGUCACCGAGGCUGCGGCCAAGCUCGUGCUCGACGAUGUGACGGGUGAGAUGGUCUCUAAGAACGAAUUGAAGAAGCGCACCCAGAAACGAGCGAAGAAGGCUGCCACCGAGAAGGCAAAGGCCGCUGCCGCCACUUCUGGCGCUCCCAAUGCGCAGAGCGCGCCCAAACCCAAGCAGCCAAAACAUGAGGACGCCGUUGUGGACCAAGAUGCGAUUUUCAAGGUCGGUUUCCUCGACGAAGUUUUCAAAGAGCGACCUGUAAAGCCCGUGGUCACGCGAUUCCCCCCGGAGCCCAAUGGCUUCCUUCACAUUGGCCACGCCAAGGCCAUAUGUGUCAACUUCGGUUUCGCCAAGUUUCACGGUGGCAAGACAUAUCUGAGAAUGGACGAUACGAACCCCGAAGCCGAGGACGAGACUUUUACCAAGGCCAUUGUGGAUAUGGUUGACUGGUUGGGCUUCGAGCCAUGCGCAGUCACAUUUUCGAGCGACAACUUUCAAAAACUUUACGACCUGGCUGAGGAGCUUAUCGAGCUGAAGAAAGCUUACGUAUGCCAUUGCAACGAUGAUGAGAUCAAGGCUCAGCGAGGCGGCGAAAAUCAUGGUCCCAGGUUCCGUUGCGCUCACGCCGAACGCAGCGUCGAGGACAAUCUGGCCGAGUUCAGAGCGAUGAGGGACGGUAAAUACAAGCCCCGUGAGGCUUUCUUACGCAUGAAGAUGGAUAUCGAGGAUGGCAAUCCUCAAAUGUGGGAUCUAGCUGCCUACAGAAUUCUCGAUAAGCCUCACCAUCGCACAGGGUCGAAAUGGCGAAUAUACCCAACCUAUGAUUUCACGCAUUGCCUUUGCGACUGUAUUGAACAGAUUUCUCACAGUCUUUGCACCACCGAGUUUAUUCAAAGUAGAGUAAGCUAUGAUUGGCUUAAUAACAUCUUGCGAGAAAGUUUGCCUGCGAUAAGUGAGCAAAGGGAGUACGGUCGCUUGAGUAUCACGGGAACCGUUCUAUCUAAGCGAAAGAUCAUGAAGUUGGUUGAGAAUAAAAUUGUUAGAGGAUGGGACGACCCAAGAUUAUAUACUCUGAUUGGUAUCAAACGACGAGGUGUGCCGCCGGGAGCUAUAGUCGAGUUUGUAUCGGAGCUUGGCGUCACAACAGCGCCAAGUGUUAUUCAGAUUGCAAGGUUCGAACAAACCGUCAGGCGAUAUCUGGAGCGUACAGUGCCACGGUUAAUGGUGGUCCUUGACCCAAUUCCUGUCAUCAUAGAAGAUGCGGAGGAAACAGAGGUGGACGUGCCCUUCUCGCCCAAGAACCCGGAAAUGGGGUCGCAUAAGCUCAAGUUCACCCAGACUGUCUAUAUUGAUCGUUCAGACUUCCGAGAGGUCGACAGUAAGGAUUACUUCCGUCUCGCGCCCAACAAGACUGUUGGCUUGCUCCAGGCCCCCUAUCCAAUCAAGGCUGUUUCUUUUGCCAAAGAUGAAGUAACGGGUCAAGUAACCGAGGUUCGCGCUGUAUUCGAUAAGGAGACGAAGAAGCCUAAAACUUUCAUUCAAUGGGUACCGGCCGGCUCCCGUGAGGUGGAGGUCCGGAUUCACAAUUCGUUGUUCAAAUCGGAGAAGCCCGAUGACGCCGAGGGUGGAUAUCUGAACGACCUGAACCCUAAGAGCGAAGUGGUUUACCCCAAAGCAAUGAUCGAGUCAGGCUUUGAUGAAGUGAAGGCCCGCGCGCCGUGGCCUGAGGCUGCUGGCGAAAGCCAGCUUGGUAAGGGAGGCCUCGAGAGCGUCCGUUUCCAAGCAAUGAGGGUGGCCUAUUUCGCCGUCGACGCAAUUGACAGCACUGAUGCCAAGAUUGUGCUAAAUCGAAUCGUUUCUUUGAAGGAGGACUCCGGGAAAAGUUGA